Aplysia californica (California sea hare) is the source of this 751-nucleotide messenger RNA. RefSeq names its product 40S ribosomal protein S8. Bases 95 to 721 code for a protein of 208 amino acids. The record is from RefSeq and is a predicted model, not a curated record. Gene Ontology annotation, biological process: maturation of SSU-rRNA from tricistronic rRNA transcript (SSU-rRNA, 5.8S rRNA, LSU-rRNA); translation. Gene Ontology annotation, cellular component: cytosolic small ribosomal subunit; ribosome. Gene Ontology annotation, molecular function: structural constituent of ribosome. NCBI's taxonomy places the organism in Eukaryota, Metazoa, Mollusca, Gastropoda, Aplysiida, Aplysiidae. The transcript has 6 exons.
UUGGCUUGGAACGUUGGAUCUGGCAACCACAGUUGCACAUUUCACUUCUGUAUUUCCGGUUCCUUUUCUAACCCUUUCCUAACAAGAAGCCAUUAUGGGUAUCUCAAGAGAUAAAUGGCACAAGCGCAGGGCCACUGGUGGCCGUAUGGCCCAGCUCAGAAAGAAGAGAAAGUUCGAGCUUGGAAGACCCCCUGCACACACCAAACUUGGUGCGAAGAGAAUUCACACCAUCCGUACCAUGGGAGGCAACAAGAAGUACAGAGCUUUGAGACAAGAUCAUGGAAACUUCUCAUGGGGCAGUGAAGCUAUCACACGCAGGACCCGUGUCAUUGAUGUGGUGUAUAAUGCCUCUAACAAUGAGGCUGUGCGUACCAAGACCUUGGUGAAGAGCUGUGUUGUGCAGGUUGACUCUACACCAUUCCGUCAGUGGUACGAAGCCCACUAUGCUACUCCCCUGGGUCGCAAGAAGGGUGUAAAACUGUCUGAAGAAGACGAGGCUGUCUUGAACAAGGUGCGUUCUAAGAAGACGCAGAAGAAAUACGAUGAAAGAAAGAAGACUGCCAAGGUGGAGCCUGCCUUGGAUGAGCAGUUUGCUGCUGGCAGAGUCUAUGCCAAGAUCUCCUCUCGGCCAGGACAGUGCGGCCGUGUCGAUGGUUACAUCCUGGAAGGCAAAGAGCUGGAGUUCUACGCUAGAAAGAUGAAGUCCAAGAAGACCAAAUAGAUGUGGAAAUAAAAUUUUGUCGCACAGUUU